CAUAAACACCUCAUAUGAGGAUUGAUUUGGAAGAGCAGCACACGACACGGAUCAACAGCGUUGGCUUGUAGCACUAGAAAAACAUGGUUGGUGGUUAUUGACGGCAUGCGAGCUAAUGGUUAGCAGUACUAAAGUGGUUAUGCUUGGGUCAGUGUAGAAAUCACUGUUUCGUUUCCCUAUCUCUGUGCUGUACGAGGAUGGCCGAGAUGUUUUCUCGUUUGAGCGUGUUUAAGCUUGCAUGGAGCGGCAUGAAAGCGAGCAGGAAAAUGACGAAUCGUGCUGCUAAUUCUGCGCAGAUGAUACGCCGCUACAGCACAGAGCACGGUUUAUUUGGGUUUCUCUUUGACAUCGAUGGAGUAUUGGUACGCGGGCGGACGCCCAUCCCUGCUGCUAAACAGUGUUUUAGAAACCUGGUGGAUGGGAACGGAAACUACAAGGUUCCUGUGGUGUUUGUGACAAAUGCGGGGAACAGUAUGCGACAAACCAAAGCAAAACAUCUUUCUCAUCUUCUGGAGGUGGAUGUGUCACCAGACCAGGUCAUGUUGUCUCACAGUCCUCUGCGGAUUUUCACUCAGUUUCACGACAUGUGCGUCCUGGUGUCUGGACAGGGACCCAUUGUAGAUGUCGCACACAAUUUAGGUUUUAAGAACGUUGUGACCAUUGAUAUGCUACGGGAAGCUCAUCCUCUCUUGGACACGGUGGAUCACAAUCGCAGACCCAAAGAAUUGAAUCCCCCAUCUAAGUAUUUACCACCAAUUGAAGCCGUAAUCCUGUUUGGUGAGCCUGUCAGGUGGGAGACCAACUUACAAUUGAUUACUGAUGUGCUCUUGACCAAUGGGAGGCCAGGAAACCCUGUGACAUCACUGAAUUACCCUCACAUCCCCGUACUGGCCUGUAAUAUGGAUCUGCUGUGGAUGGCCGAGGCAAAGAACCCACGAUUUGGUCACGGCAUGUUUCUCGUCUGUCUGGAAAAUAUCUAUAAGAAAAUAACCGGCUGUGAGCUAAAAUAUGAAGCUCUUAUUGGAAAACCCAGUUUGGUGACUUACAACUAUGCCGAGGUGCUCAUCAGAGAACAGGCAAAAAAGUUGGGCUGGACCCGACCUAUUGAAAGACUUUAUGCCAUUGGUGACAACCCCAUGACAGACAUAUACGGUGCAAACCUCUACAACCGUUACCUCAAAGCCAUGAGUCGCACCCGUGCCCAGGCGCAAGCCCACAGCAGCCCAUCCGGCCUCCAGUAUGAAGUGAUUGACGAUGUCAAACAGUCUGGAGAGGUGUCCGUCGGAGAUUCGUUUGAGCACCGUCUACCCGAGGGCUGCACCUCUAUCCUGGUCUGCACGGGCGUCUACAGCCACGAACAGCAGGAUGUGCCGUCUGACCCUGACGCGACUGUUACGGAGCAGCAUAUUUUUCACGGUCACCGGGACUUCCGAUUUGAUCCCAGCCUGACCCAGCCGGCCUUCAUCGUCCAAGACGUUCAGGAAGCAGUGGAGCAGGUUUUUCAGUUAGAAGGUUGGCCGCUAGAAUAAAUCCACUUCUGUUGGUCUACACCAGAUGCGAUCGCUGUGAGGUGACGUGUCGAAAUUAUAUUAUAAUCAGUGUGCCUGCCUAUGCUGGAAGCAUCGAGUUGUUACCACAUCUUAAAUUUUAAUCGUUGCAUUUCUAAUUUAAAAAAUAUAUAUAUUUUAGCUGUCUAUCUUAAAUUCUUAAUUUUUUACAUUUAAUUUGUAAAAUUUUUGAACUUUUGACGAUGACAUCACAUCCAUUGAUGAUUUGGUCUUUUAGUUUUUAAUUGCCUGUAUUGUUUUUAUGCGAGUUAUUUUUCCUUCAAAACGAAUAAAAUUUUACAAUUUACAUUUUUUGACAUAUCUUUGUUUAGCUGUUAUGUGCAGCUUCUGUGGCCAGUAAACAUUGAGAGAUUACGUGGGGCUUUGACGCUUCCAGUAUCGACAAUCUCAAGUCGACACGUGCCGUUCGCAUCUGUCGUAGACUCUGUCCCAUAUGAUGCCUUCAGAUCCGGUGGGCUGAUUCACAUGUGACGUUACUCAGUUGUUUAAACUGUUUGUGAAAUUAUUUUGUCACGUUAAAUGCAUUGCACGUAUUUUUUACACCAACCCUAACCUUGUUAGCUUCACGUGAAUCUCACAUGAUCUUAAAGUUAGGAUGCAUCCUCAAGCACUCUCAUAGUACUGAAAGUGACGUGACUGUCAGGUACGGCAGCUUAUACCCGACAAGUGACCUCUGCAUUAAACGCAUACCAGUGAGUUGUUCACACACACACCCAGAGAUAUCACUGCACCUGGGGAACAUUUAGGGAAAGAUGCC
Messenger RNA from Misgurnus anguillicaudatus (oriental weatherfish), 2325 nucleotides. Its product is annotated as haloacid dehalogenase-like hydrolase domain-containing 5. NCBI's taxonomy places the organism in Eukaryota, Metazoa, Chordata, Actinopteri, Cypriniformes, Cobitidae. Gene Ontology annotation, cellular component: mitochondrion. The record is from RefSeq and is a predicted model, not a curated record. Gene Ontology annotation, biological process: glycerophospholipid biosynthetic process.